Puccinia triticina is the source of this 303-nucleotide messenger RNA. RefSeq lists its product as uncharacterized. Lineage: Eukaryota; Fungi; Basidiomycota; Pucciniomycetes; Pucciniales; Pucciniaceae. Gene Ontology annotation, cellular component: cytoplasmic dynein complex. The transcript has 6 exons. The record is from RefSeq and is a predicted model, not a curated record. Gene Ontology annotation, molecular function: dynein intermediate chain binding; dynein light intermediate chain binding. The coding region runs from base 1 to 303 and encodes 100 amino acids. Gene Ontology annotation, biological process: microtubule-based process; cilium assembly.
AUGUCUGAAUCACCCGUAGCGGCCACCAAGACAGAGCAGCCGAAGGCCGUGGUAAAAGCUGCCGAUAUGUCAGAGAAACUGCAACAAGCAGCCGUCGAUAUUGCCUCAGACGCCCUGGAGAAAUGGAACAUCGAGAAAGACAUUGCUGCUUUCAUCAAACGGGAGUUCGAUCAGCGACAUGGGGGAACAUGGCAUGUGGUAGUAGGGAGAAAUUUUGGUAGUUAUGUCACUCAUGAAACCGGGCAUUUCAUUUACUUUUACAUGGGUCAGAUAGCCAUUCUAUUAUUUAAAAGUGGAAAUUGA